This is a messenger RNA of Phytophthora infestans T30-4, 1671 nucleotides long. RefSeq lists its product as uncharacterized. Lineage: Eukaryota; Oomycota; Peronosporomycetes; Peronosporales; Peronosporaceae. Gene Ontology annotation, biological process: protein O-linked glycosylation. The transcript has 2 exons. The record is from RefSeq and is a predicted model, not a curated record. Gene Ontology annotation, cellular component: Golgi apparatus. Bases 1 to 1671 code for a protein of 556 amino acids. Gene Ontology annotation, molecular function: alpha-1,3-mannosyltransferase activity.
AUGGGCGCCCGCACGGAAUAUCCGCCAGCACUAGAGAACCUGAGCAAGAAGGCUAGAGUCACAGUUGAUAUUGAAGGAGUUUUGCGCCGUCCCCACACAGAGGAGCGCGGUCUGCUCCCGACACUCGCUCGAAGUGCCCGCCGCUCACCCUUCAGCAGUCCACACAUUAUGCCUCGUCGGAUUCCUCGCCCCGUUCUACUUUUGCUUGUGCUGGGCGGUCUGGGACUGCUAGUAGUCACUGCCAACUUCAUUUUUACAUGGCGUGCCACGUCAGUCGCCCGUACUCGCGCCGAAGAGCACCUUGCGACUCUGCGGGAAACCCCUGGUGACACUAAUACAAGAGGCAACAAUGGAGGCAACACUCUCGAUGCUCAGAACGGAGACCAAAAGCCGCAGAUGCAGGAAGAACGCGACCAGUUCUCAGCCGACGACGUGCAGCGUAUGGAGAAGCAACUUGUGUACACACUCCACCAGAUAGCGCAGCGCACGACCGAGAAGCGUGGUAUUGUGCUGCCAAUGUUUGACGGCGUUGCAGCUCUUGGUCUGUCGCUCAUCAUGGAACUAAGAGCCAUGAGCGUGGAUCUACCUAUUGAAGUUCCACACUGCGGAGAUCUAAAGGAGUCACUACCGCGUAUGCUGCAGGAGAAAGAGGACAUGGGCAUCAUCCGCUUCUACGAUGUAUGUGAGCUGGCCUCGAAGACGGCCAGUACGCUGGAUCCUUCACGCAAAGUCUUCUGUCAGAGCUUGCGCAACUGCCAUCGUUCGUACAGAUCCUUUGAUGUCAAGCUGCUAGCUAUGACGUACUCGCAAUUCGAGGAGAUCAUGCUACUUGAUGCAGACACGCUGUUCUUUGAGAGUCCCAUGUCGCUUUGGGACACUGAAAAAUACCGCAAUACCGGUACAUUGUUUUUCCAUGACCGAUUAAGUCAGGACAACAUGUUCCUCGGCAACCGGAUUCGUGGCAACAAAGAUGUAAGCGAGCUGAAUCAGUACAUUUCGAGGUUCGACGUGUCCCCAUUUGCACCUUUGGGCAACAUUGAGCGACCAAAGGCGACGAGUGAGAACAAGAUCCCAGUGCAGCUCGACAACUUCUCGCCCAGCGAGCACCUGCUCACGAGCCACUCGUGGAACCACCGCGCAGGACACGAAAUGGACUCGUCCUUGGUACUGUGGAACAAGAAACGGCAACCGCGUGCAACGGCAAUACUAGCGGCCUUUGUGGCAUUGAAUGGCAUCGGCCGACCGCCUUCGUAUGGCGAUAAGGAACUGUUUUUCAUUGCGGUUGAACUGGCCGAGACACAGUACGCGUUUUCUGAUUUUGGUGUAGGCGGCGUGGGCUGGGAUUUCCGAGACAAUGGGCCCGGUAAGUCCGUCGUCUGUGGUCACGCCUCGCACUACUAUCCAGUCAAACCAGCGGAUGCCAGUGCUGUGGCGAAUACUAGUGUACUGUACCUGAAUAGCGAUGCCAUUCUGGAGUACAACCCAAAGAAAAAGCCCGUGUAUUACAGUCAAGCACGGUUAUACGAGGUGUACGCUGGAUCGUUCGAGCAGCGCGACCUCCCCCAGGAGUGCCCAUUCGACGUUACGGGCGUGCGUUUCUCCUCGGCCCAAGAAGAUCGUUUGCUCCUACGCCAGCGCUUCCACGAAAUCGCAGUAGCUUGGAUGGAGUAG